AUUUUUAUUUUUGGGGGAAAAAAAGAUAGUGACUAGCGAGCUAGGUCCUGUCCUGAGUCCUGAGGGAGGACAGUUCAGAGCAGAGAGUGGAACUCUUGCUCCUGGGGCUGUGGAGAUGACUUAGGAGUUAAAAGCCUCUGCUAUGAAAGUGUGGGGGUCAGAGUUCAGAUUCCUAGAACCCAUCUGAAUGCCAGCCAGUUAGGAGGCCCACCCGUCUCUCCAGUCUCUGAGGGCAGAGAUAGGAUCCCCAGAACGAUCUGGCUGAUGAGGCCAGCUAUACCUGUGAGCUCUGAGUCUGAUUAGGAGACCCUGCUGCAGGAAUACUGUGGAAGAGAGAGCGAGGAUUAUUCCUAGCGUCAACCUUGAGUCUGCAUGUACAUGCACCCGUGUGUAUAUAUGUGAGAAAUGAAAAAGGGGAAAAAAUACCGUGGCACCAGAGACCAGUAAAACCAUGGUUCGGAAGGCAGACUGUAUGGUACAUUCUGUGACGGCACGGGAUCUAGAGAGAAGCUAGCUAGGAAGUGUAGGGAUGAGUGACAGGUGGAAGCGGUUGCUCAGAGCCCCACUGAGAAGACUUAACAGACAGGGAGGUGACGGGAGGAGAUUGUGGGGGUGUUAGUUUUGCCAGCAGAAGCUACAAUUCUGCAACAGGCCAUGGAACAGAAAAGGAGCCAGCACAUUGGAGGGACAGCUGCAAGCUCUUGGGGGCCUGUGUAGGUCACUGGAAGGACUUGGAGUUACUGAGUGAGGUGCGGUCACUAGGCCUUCAGUCAGAGCCGUCAGGGCUUGGUGUGGCUUGGACAGCCCGAUUGACAGUGUUGGGGACUUUGAAUGGGACAUACUAUAUAAAGCAUACCAUACUCUAGAAUGCGAUGAAUGCCAGCGGCUGGCGCUGGACAGCGGCCAAAGAGCGAUGUGACAAGGAGGCAGGGAGACGAUGAGACGGGUCUUGUCUCCAGCGCACAGUGCUUUGAGGGCCCUGUUUCUUUGUGGGAAAGUGAACUACUGAAAGGCAACAGAUCGCAGGAACAGUGUGGCGUCUGGCAGCCCGAGGUUGGCCUUAACCGCCAGUCAGCUCAGCGGCCUUUGUCUCCUGCAGUGGCUUUGUUGUUGUUGUUUACUUAUUUUGAGGCAGUUUUCUCUGUGUAGCCCUGGCUCUCCUGGGACUUGCUUUAUAGACCAGGCUGGCCUUGAACUCACAGAGAUCUGCCUGCCUCUGCCUCCCAAGUGCAGGGAUCAAAGGCAGGAACCGCCUCUGCUGGGCUGAAGUCAGUGUUUCUCAGUCAGCAAUUUUACCCAUACUUUCCUGUUGUUGGGAGGAGGAUUUAGAACAGUCAAAAAAAAAAUAGAUAUGACCUGUUAAAACUCUUUUUUCCCCCUGUGCAUGGCAUGCCCAUGUGUGUGUACUAGUUUAGGGGCCGGAGGUUGACCAUGAGUGUUUUCUGUGAUCCCUGUCCACUCUCCUGAAGCAAGGGCUCUCGCUGAGUCUGAAGCACACAGGUGGGGCUAGUGUAGCGAGCCAGCUGGCCCUCUGCCUUCUUAAGUGCUGGACUGCACAGUUUCUGUGUUUAUGUGCAACUUUCGUUUGGUGUUCAUGGUAGGGGAAUCUCUCCAUUAUAAUUUCAUAAACCCUUGACAUGCCACCUCAGAAAAUGAGCAUUUGGAGCUGAAGAGAGAUUGAUCUGAAAUAAAGAUCAAUUUCUGGCUCUUGCAGAGGACCCAGAAUCCAUCCACAUGUUGGCUCACAACCACCUGUGAGCCACUCAGAUUCCGGGGAUCCCACACUCUCUUCUGGCUUCCACCCCGGCUUGUAGGCAGUGCACAGACAGGCAUGCAGGAGCACACACACAUAAAAUAAAUAGUUUUAAAAGGAGCCAUGUAAGACUUGGGCACAGGGCUGUCUAGAUGGCUCAGUAGGUAGACUGCUCUCUGGUGACAACACUGGUGACCCCAGUUCAAUCCCCGGAACCCAAUUGAAGGUAGGAGAGAGUGAACUCCAGAGUUGUCCUCUGACCUCGCAUGCGCCCUCACUCACACAUCACAUCCGUAGUAAAUAUUUUAUAAGACUUCAGUCAGGCUGGAGAGAAGGUUCAGUGGGUAAGAGCACCGGCUGCUCUUCCAGAGGUCCUGAGUUUAAUUCCCAGCAACCACAUGGUGGCUCACAACCAUCUGUAAUGGGAUCUGACGCCCUCUUCUGGUGUGUCUGAAGACAGCUACAGUGUACUCACAUGUAUACAUACAUACAUACAUACAUAUAUCUUUAAAAAAAAAAACAGUCCACUGAAAGGAGGAAAUGUCUUAUUACCCAGUGGGGAUUAUUCUGAACCUAAUAAAUUCUGUUCAUUAGUGUGUUCCUUCCUUGUAACAACCCUACUCCUUGCAGAAUACUGCUGACCAUAGAAUUCCUUUUCUGGGAGCCAUAUGAACCCCAUUCUGUUAAAUAUCCACCUCUCUGGGGAUGGUCUAGGCAGUUUAGUCUCAUCUCUUUGAUUUUGUGUGUGAGCAUGGAUGUGUGCUUGCUGGAAUGUGCAUUGGAAGUCAGAGGACAACUUUUGGUCGUCAGCUGUCACCUUCCCGCCUGCUGAGGCGCACACUGGGCUAACUGGUUCUAAGCACUCCUCCUGUCUCGGCCUGCCAUCGUGCUGUGGAGGUGUUGGGAUUACAGAUGUGCACUGCCAUAUUCCUGCCCACUUUAACUGUGCGUCAGGGCAUUGAACUCCACCUGCCAGGCCUACUGAGCAGGUGCUUAGCUGCUGAGCUGCCUUCCUAACUCCUCAUUUAUUACUCGGCAGAUAUUUAUCAAUAUAGACAUCUAUGGCAAUAAAUUUCCCUUUGAGCACUGCUUUAGCUGUGUCUCUUCUGUGUUGGUAUGCUGUUUUCAUUUUCUUUCUUAUUUACUUAUUUAUGAGACAGAGUCCUCUAGUCUUGAACUUGUCUGUGUAGCUGAGGCUAGUCUUGAACUCCUGGGCUUCCUACUGCUUCUCUCCUAAGUGCUGGGAUUAUAAGCCUAUACCACCACACCCUGCUGUGUUUUCAUUUUCAUUCAUGCAAAACAUCUUCCAAUUUCCCUCAUGGUCUCUCUCUUCAUGGAUCUCCUGGAGGAGGGGGCAACAAACUAGAUGUUGCUUAAUCUCAACAUGUCAAAUAUCUGUCAAGUACCCACGGCUUGUCCACAUGUGUCCUGCGGUAGGAGCUGAGGCAUAAUGACACAGACAACAGGCUACUUCAGUCCUUGCUGCCUUAGUAAACACAUGGCAAAAGUGUGUUGGUGGCACUACCUGUGGUAAAAAUAACUGGAUUAUAGGCUACAGGUGACAGGAAGAGGACAGAAGGCCUGCAUGGGACUGGGGAGGUAUCAUUGACUUCUGGGAAUGAUAUCCCAGGGCAGACAAGGAAUCCACAGAGUUGUUUGUUUUAUGAGGUGGAGUCUCAUGUAUCCCAAGCUGGCCUCAGACUCACUAUGUAGAUGAGGCUAGCCUUGAAUCAUGCCUCAUCUAUAAAUGGUGGGAUUAUAGCUGUGCAUCACCAUGUCUGGCAGAAUCUGUUAAAUAGUAACCAUCACACCUCUCACUAGACCCCCUCAUGUAAAUAGCCAGAGAGUACCCCUCAUGUUUCUAUAAUUCUAUAUUUCUAUACCCCUCCAAUUUCUAUAACCUAUACUUCCUCCGUUUGGGGGAAACUUCCUUAUGGGCCGGGAUUUUCUCCUGGCUCUCAAGUCAAUUGUUGUACUACAGGCUUGCUUUGGGGACUUUAAGGCAUUUAUUAGGUCUCUGAACGUAAGUGCCCUCAUCUGUGCGGUGGAGAGAAUGUCUCUAAGAGUUGUGAUGGGGACCUGCUGAGUUGAGAAGUGGAAACCUGUCUAAUGAAAGGUUCUCAUGGAAGCGAGCAGGCCCGGUAGCUUUGGCCCCGCCCUCUUCCAUCUUUCCCUCCCGGCCUGAGUCCCUCACUCAGGUUCUGUAUGCAAUGUCCUGGUUGCUGCUCCUUUGGGUCUUCUGGAGAUUAGAUGAAAUGGAGGGGCAUGAGGGCAUGGGAUGGAGGACCUUGUCCCGGAACACGCAGCACUGGGUACUGAGAAUACCUAAUUCUCAGUAGAGGGAGGGCGGAGAUGCCUUUCCCCUGUGGGUGCGUAGAGCCAUCCAGACAGCCUGAAUAAAAGGCCCUGGGCUUUGGGGGGGGGGGUGUGGGAGACACUCUCUCCUCCAUGGCUUCUCAGCUUUUCAGUGUAGCAUGCCAGGAAGAUGAAGGCUGUACACAGCCAGGAGCAGGGCCAAGGGCUGAUGGGCAGAAGACUGGACUCUUUCUCACAUUGACUCUUCGAAAACUCAGUGGGACUCCUGGAUCUGAGAACACAGAAAUGAACUCCAGGAGUUAGCUUCCAGUGCAGAAGGAAGGACAGACAGACAGCAGGGUCUCCCUUCUUUCCACCGGCCAGAGAUGGAGGCAAACCAGGCAGGCAGCGGUGCCGGGGGUGGCGGGAGCAGCGGCAUCGGGGGCGAGGACGGGGUCCACUUCCAGAGUUACCCAUUUGACUUCCUGGAAUUCCUCAACCACCAGCGCUUUGAGCCCAUGGAGCUAUACGGGGAACACGCCAAGGCAGUGGCAGCCCUGCCCUGUACCCCGGGGCCCCCGCCCCAGCCCCCACCCCAGCCUCCUCCGCCCCAAUAUGACUACCCACCCCAGUCCAGUUUCAAACCCAAGGCGGAGGCUCCUUCCUCAUCCUCAUCAUCAUCUUCAUCCUCAUCUUCCUCAUCUUCGUCUUCCUCAUCCUCUUCCCAAGCCAAGAAGAUGGAUCCGCCUUUGCCACCCACCUUCGGGGCGCCACCCCCUCCGCUCUUUGAUGCUGCCUUUCCUGCUCCUCAGUGGGGAAUAGUCGACCUCUCUGGACACCAGCACCUGUUCGGGAACCUGAAACGAGGUGGCCCCACACCUGGGCCUGGAGUAGCGUCAGGACUGGGCACUCCCACCGGGACCCCAGGGCCACUUCCCACACCCUCGCAGACCCCGCCUGGGCCCACAGUAGGGGCAGCCUGCGACCCAACCAAGGACGACAAGGGCUAUUUCCGAAGGCUGAAGUACCUGAUGGAGCGGCGCUUCCCGUGCGGUGUUUGCCAGAAGUCCUUCAAACAGUCCUCACAUCUGGUCCAGCACAUGUUAGUACACUCCGGGGAACGGCCGUAUGAAUGCGGCAUCUGUGGCCGUACCUACAACCAUGUCUCCAGUCUCAUCCGCCACCGACGCUGCCACAAGGAUGUGCCACCAACACCAACCGGGGGUACGCCCCAGUCUGGGCCCGCACUUCCUUCACUGGGCCUCCCGGCUCCCACAGCCAGUGCCACAGCCAGCUCCGACCCCGCCGCGGUGUCCUCUGGUCCCUCAGCCACCCCUGCAACGCCUGCCACGUCCACUGAUGGGAACCCCGCCCCUGCUGCCCCACCGGGGGCGGCCGUGCCUCCCUCGGCCACUGCUGGCGGGGAGGGCCCAUUUGCCUGCUCCCUCUGCUGGAAGGUCUUCAAGAAGCCCAGCCAUCUCCACCAGCACCAGAUCAUCCACACCGGUGAGAAACCCUUCUCCUGCUCCGUGUGCAGCAAAAGCUUCAACCGGCGGGAGAGCCUCAAGCGGCAUGUGAAAACGCACUCGGCCGACCUGAUCCGCCUGCCCUGUGGCAUCUGUGGCAAAGUCUUUCGCGAUGCCUCCUACCUCCUCAAGCACCAGGCAGCCCACGCAGCGGCCGGGACCCCGCGGCCGGUGUACCCCUGCGACCUGUGCGGGAAAACGUACUCCGCGCCGCAGAGCCUGCUGCGACACAAGGCUGCCCACGCGCCGCCUGUGGCCACCGAGCCGACCAAGGACGGAGCGGCCUCGGUCCCACAGCCACCUCCUCCCUUCCCCCCAGGCCCAUACCUCCUGCCCGCGGACCCGUCCACUACGGACGAGAAAGCCACGGCGGCCGCAGCGGCUGUGGUGUACGGUGCGGUGCCUGUCCCGCUUCUCAGCGCGCAUCCGCUGCUGCUCGGCGGGGCGGGGAAUGGCGGUGCGGGCGGCCCCGGCGCGGGCGGCCCCAGCAAGACGUUCUGCUGCGGCAUCUGCGGGCGCGCGUUUGGGCGCCGCGAGACCCUGAAGCGCCACGAGCGCAUCCACACCGGCGAGAAGCCCCACCAGUGCCCGGUGUGCGGGAAGCGUUUCCGGGAGUCCUUCCAUCUGAGCAAGCACCACGUGGUGCACACCCGAGAGCGGCCCUACAAGUGCGAGCUGUGCGGCAAGGUCUUCGGCUACCCGCAGAGCCUCACGCGCCACCGCCAGGUGCAUCGGCUCCAAUUGCCCUGCGCCCUGGCCGGAGCCACGGGCCUCGCCACCGGCCAGGGGACCACUGGGGCCUGUGGAGCUGCAGGCACUUCAGGUGGGCCGGCCGACCUGAGCUACGCCUGCUCAGACUGCGGGGAGCACUUCCCGGAUCUCUUCCACGUCAUGAGUCACAAGGAAGCUCACAUGUCAGAGAAACCGUAUGGCUGUGACGCCUGCGGCAAGACGUUCGGUUUCAUCGAGAACCUCAUGUGGCACAAGCUGGUUCACCAGGCUGCCCCGGAGCGCCUUCUCGCGCCAACAUCCAGUGGUCCCCAGUCCUCUGAUGGCGGCAGCAGCAGCGGCGGCGGCACCGAUGCAUCCAGCGUGCUGGACAACGGGCUAGCCGGAGAGGUGGGGACGGCUGUGGCAGCGCUGGCUGGGGUGUCUGGGGGCAGCGAGGAUGCGGGUGGGGCGACGGUGGCCGGAUCGGGUGGCGGGACCAGUUCAGGCGCUGAGCGCUUCAGCUGUGCCACCUGCGGCCAAAGCUUCAAGCACUUCCUGGGCCUGGUGACUCAUAAGUAUGUGCACCUGGUCCGCCGGACCCUGGGUUGCGGCCUCUGCGGCCAGAGCUUUGCAGGCGCGUACGAUCUGCUCCUGCACCGCCGAAGCCACCGGCAGAAACGGGGUUUCCGCUGCCCAGUGUGUGGGAAGCGCUUCUGGGAGGCGGCCCUACUGAUGCGCCACCAGCGCUGUCACACGGAGCAGCGGCCCUACCGGUGCGGCGUGUGCGGUAGAGGCUUCCUGCGCUCCUGGUACCUGAGGCAGCACCGCGUGGUGCACACUGGCGAGCGCGCCUUCAAGUGCGGUGUGUGCGCCAAGCACUUCGCGCAGUCUUCUAGCCUAGCGGAGCACCGGCGGCUGCACGCUGUGGCUCGGCCUCAGCGCUGCGGAGCCUGCGGGAAGACCUUCCGCUACCGCUCCAACCUGCUGGAGCAUCAGCGGCUGCACCUGGGCGAGCGCGCCUACCGCUGUGAGCACUGCGGCAAGGGCUUCUUCUACCUGAGCUCCGUGUUGCGCCAUCAGCGUGCCCACGAGCCCCCGCGGCCCGAGCUACGCUGUCCAGCCUGUCUCAAGGCCUUCAAGGAUCCUGGCUACUUCCGGAAGCACCUGGCUGCCCAUCAAGGCGGCAGGCCCUUCCGCUGCUCCUCCUGCGGUGAGGGCUUUGCCAACACCUAUGGUCUGAAGAAACACCGCCUGAUGCACAAGGCUGAGGGUCUUGGGAUGCCCGGAACAGGGGGUAGCGCCUUGACCGGAAAGGAUCCCUAACCAGGGGGUUUCAGUGUGCCACUCCAAUCAGAUAUUCCCUUCUGGACUCUACCCUUCUGGGGCUGCUGGUCAGACUCUCCCCACCCCUCCUUACUGUCUCCCAUGCUAAAGAAUCCCAGGUGGGCUAGCUUCCUUCCAGUCCCAUGCCCUACAAACUGAAGAUUAACUUGCUCCAAUCCCAGGCCAUUCUGGCCCUUCCUUCUUCAUCUGUCAGACACUGGGCUUGAUCCUCUGUCCAGUAGAUCCUCUUUUGUAAACCUCAUCUGCCACCCAGCAGCAUUCUGGCUACAGUGAACUCAUGGUGGGGACGGGCAUGAACUACUCACCCUCCCACAUCCUCUGGGAUCUGGCUGGACAGUGGACUAUGAAGAGUUGGGAGGGCACAGGUUGAGUGAGGAUUUGCCAUGUCCGGGCAUUAGCCUGUGAAUUGGGCAAGUGGAGAGGAGUGAAACAGGGAAGUCGCACUCUCAGGAACUGAUUUGAGAUCCCGAGACUCCCCUCCAUGAUGCUCUCAGCCACCAUGACCGGAAGCCUCCUGCCUGCCAAGCCCUGACCUGGGCACUAGGGAAACUGAUGCAUUGAUUGGACAUUGACACUCCAGUAGGCUGGGAGAGCAUGCCUGAGGAACUUAGCAGUCUGCAGACUACUGGAGAUGCUCGUGUAGUCUAGGCUAGCUACGGACUUGCUUUGUAGGUAAAGAUAGGCUUGAUUUGCCCCACCCCACCCCGCCCGCCCCCCCUUUGAGACAUGGUCUCUUUAUGUAACCCUUGGCUCUCCUGGAACUCUGUAGACCAGGCUGGCCUUGAAUUUACAGAAACCCAUCUGCCUCCCUGGUGCUGAGAUUAAAGGUGUGCACCACCAUG
This is a messenger RNA of Apodemus sylvaticus (European woodmouse), 8471 nucleotides long. RefSeq names its product zinc finger protein 865 (gene Znf865). Bases 4435 to 7608 code for a protein of 1057 amino acids. The transcript is spliced from 3 exons. Gene Ontology annotation, biological process: regulation of transcription by RNA polymerase II. Gene Ontology annotation, cellular component: nucleus. Lineage: Eukaryota; Metazoa; Chordata; Mammalia; Rodentia; Muridae. Gene Ontology annotation, molecular function: DNA-binding transcription factor activity, RNA polymerase II-specific; RNA polymerase II transcription regulatory region sequence-specific DNA binding. The record is from RefSeq and is a predicted model, not a curated record.